This is a messenger RNA of Chlorocebus sabaeus (green monkey), 6806 nucleotides long. RefSeq names its product protocadherin beta 5 (gene PCDHB5). Gene Ontology annotation, molecular function: calcium ion binding. Lineage: Eukaryota; Metazoa; Chordata; Mammalia; Primates; Cercopithecidae. Gene Ontology annotation, cellular component: plasma membrane. Gene Ontology annotation, biological process: homophilic cell-cell adhesion. The record is from RefSeq and is a predicted model, not a curated record.
CCAAAAUGUCGGUUAGUAGGUGAAUGGAUAAACAAACUGCAGUUCAUUCAACCUGUAGAAUAUUAUUCAGCAUCAAAAAGAAAUGAGCUACCAACCCAUGAAAAGACAUUGAGGAAAUCUAAAUGGAUAUUACUAAGUGAAAGAAGCCAAUCUGAAAAGACUACAUACUGUAUGAUUUCAACUACAUGGUGCUCUAGGAAAAGCAACACUGUGGAGAGAGUAAAAAAAUCCAUUUACGUUGGGUUCUAGGGGAGGGAGGGAGGUAUAAAUAAGUGUAGCACAGGGGAUUUUUAGGGCAGUGAAACUACUUUGUAUGACACUAUAAAGGUGAAUACACAUCAUUUUUAAUUUGUCCAAAGCCAUAGAAUAUACAGCACCAAGAGUGAGCCCUAAUGUAAACUAUGGACUCCAGGUUAUAAUGACAUGCCAAUGUAGAUUCAUCAGCUGUAGCAAAUGAACCACUCUGGUGGAGGAUGUUGAUAAUGGGUGAGGCUGUGUUUGUGUGGGGACAGGGGUAUAUAUGAAAUCUCCAUACUUUACUCUCAUUUUUGCUGUGAACCUAAAACCAUUCUAAAAAUUAAAGUCUACUUUUAAAAAACUGGAGAACUUACUUCAUAGAUAACAAAACUCAUGGUAAAGCUAUAAUAAUUAACACAAUGAGUUAUUAUAGGAUAAACAAGAUUGAAUAAAACAUCUUCAGAGCUAUGGUUACCUAAUUUAUAACAAACACGACAUUUCAAAAACAAUGGAAAAUGGAUUGUUUUUUAAAUAGAUGGUGCAAAGGUUUAAGUCAUUCAGACACUUAUAUUUUAAAACUUUUGACUCCAACCUCAUUCACUUGAAAAGUUAAUUUCAGGUUGAUUAUAGCUCUAAAUGUGAAAAGUGGAAUAAUUAAUCUUCCAAAAUACAUCAUAUAAGAAUAUUUUCAUGACCUUGGAGUAUGUGAACAUUUAAAUAGAACACAAAAAAUGCUAAUCGUAAAUGAAAAAUUAUUGACAAAUCUGACUAAAGUGAAGAAAUUGUAUUCAUCAAAGACACAUAAUAGACCUGAAAUAUAAACCAUAGAGUGGGAAAAGAUAUUUGCAAUACAUAUAUCUGAAAAAGGACUUAUACCCAGAAUAUAUGAGAAACUUCUGCAGAUCAAUAAGCAAACAGGCAAAUGCCUCCCCCCAAAAAAGUAAAAAGGUUUGUGUAAGCCCUUCACAGGAUUGUAUCCUAAUGGCCGAUAAACAGGAAAAUGUGCUCAAAUUGUUUAAUCACUGGGGAAAAUGCUAACUAAAAUUACAAUAUGAUAUCACCAAACACUAACUAGAGUGGUUUAAAAUGGAAAAGAUAGCAUCAAAUGUUGACAAGAAUGUGGAGCAACUGGAACUCUCAUACUUUGCUGGUAUUAGUACAACUACUUGAGAAAACUUUCCGAUUAUCUGCUAAAGCAACAUAUAUGUGCACACCUUAAUGCACAGCAAUCCAACUCCUUUGAAAAUAUUCAACAUAAACACAUACAUGUAGUCACCAAAAGACUAGUACAAGGAUGUUUAUACCAGUACUACCCAAAAUAGUUUAAACUUGGAAAAAAAACAACGUUCAUCAACUGGAGAAUGAAUAAACAAAUCAUAGUAUAUUCAUACAACAGAAUAAUAAAAAGCAAUGAGAAUAAAACAAAUAAGAACAAGAUGCCACAGAUCAAUUUGACAAACAUAAUAUUGAGGAGAAGAAGCCAGACACAUGAGAGUAACAAUCUAUAACUCCAUUUGUAUAAAGUUAAAAAAAAAUAAAAAAACCUAUGACAACAGAAGUCAGGACAGUGCUUAUCUUUCGGGGAGAGGGCAGUAACCAGACAAUAGCAGGUGAGGACUUGGGUUUGGGUAGUAUUUUAAAUUUAGGUUCUACUUAUAGGAGUGUGUUCACUUUGCAAAAUUCAUUGAGUUGUACACCUAUCAUUUGUGCCAUUUUCUGGGUGUUACUGGUGUUUACUUCAAAGUAAAAGUAAUUUUUCUUAAACUUUAAAUCUCUAUAGCUAUUCAUGAUCACUUAUUUAAUAUAAUCAAAUAAGAAACACCAAAUAAAGUAUAUUUGUGUACUCAAGGGUACUUUUAUGGAGAUUAAUAUAUAAUUUUAGUUUUUUCUCAAAAGUAUUCUCUCACUGAAAAUUAACUCCACAACGUUUAUUUAGAACUUUCAGUAACUAAGAGCUGGAGAUACCAUCGGGAAAGCUUAUGUGACAAAAGGGUAUGGAUACACGUCAGGGUUAGAAUUUAGGAUGAAAUGGCAAAUACUAUAUGCAAUAGUAAAUUAGGACGCCUGGUGGCGCUGCAGGCUAAGAGUGUGGAUAGUGGGCUCUACGGAUAACUCAGGCGCCAUUAAGCUGAGAAAUCCAAAGCCUGAAUGCUUCCUAAAAGAAGGACGCAUUUUAGGUAAGAUCUAGUGGCUAGAUCUUCAGAGUGGGCGUCGUUCUUGUGGAAAUCGGUUAAGAAAGAUCGGAAUCGCGGUUAUUUAAGCAAAUCAUCUGGGUGGAUUGUAUACAGAGUUAAAGAAACUGCGCCUUCUGGACCGGGUCUGAACAAUGGAGACUGCGCUAGCAAAAACGCCACAGAAAAGGCAAGUUAUGUUUCUUGCUAUACUGUUGCUUUUGUGGGAGGCUGGCUCUGAGGCAGUUAGGUAUUCCAUACCAGAAGAAACAGAAAGUGGCUAUUCUGUGGCCAACCUGGCAAAAGACCUUGGUCUUAGGGUGGGGGAACUGGCCACUCGGAGCGCGCGAAUCCAUUACAAAGGAGACAAAGAGCUCUUGCAGCUUGAUAUAAAGACCGGCAAUUUGCUUCUAUAUGAAAAACUAGACCGGGAGGUGAUGUGCGGGACAACAGAACCCUGUAUAUUGCAUUUCCAACUCUUACUAGAAAACCCAGUGCAGUUUUUUCAAACUGAUCUGCAGCUCACAGAUAUAAAUGACCAUUCCCCAGAGUUCCCAGAGAGGGAAAUGCUGCUAAAAAUCCCAGAAAGCACCCAGCCAGGGACGGUGUUUCCUUUAAAAAUAGCCCAGGACUUUGACAUAGGUAGCAACACUGUUCAGAACUACACAAUCAGCACAAAUUCCCACUUUCAUGUUGCUACUCAUAAUCGCGGAGAUGGCAGAAAAUACCCAGAGCUGGUGCUGGACAAAGCUCUGGACCGGGAGGAGCGGCCUGAGCUCAGCUUAACGCUCACUGCACUGGAUGGUGGUGCUCCGCCCAGGUCUGGGACCACCACAGUUCGCAUUGUCGUCUUGGACAAUAAUGACAACGCCCCUGAAUUUUUGCGAUCACUCUAUGAGGUACAGGUGCCCGAGAACAGCCCCCUUAACUCCUUAGUUGUCGCUGUCUCCGCCCGAGAUUUAGAUGCAGGAGCGUACGGAAGUGUAGCCUAUGCUCUAUUCCAAGGCGAUGAAGUUACUCAACCCUUUGUAAUAGACGAAAAAACAGGAGAAAUUCGCCUGAAAAGGGCAUUGGAUUUCGAGGCAACUCCAUAUUAUAACGUGGAAAUUGUAGCCACAGAUGGUGGGGGCCUUUCAGGAAAAUGCACUGUGGCUAUAGAAGUGGUGGAUGUGAAUGACAACGCCCCUGAACUCACCAUGUCGACGCUCUCCAGCCCUACCCCAGAAAAUGCCCCAGAAACUAUAGUUGCUGUUUUCAGUGUUUCUGAUCCAGACUCCGGGGACAACGGUAGGAUGAUUUGUUCCAUUCAGAAUGAUCUCCCCUUUCUUUUGAAGCCCACAUUAAAAAACUUUUACACCCUAGUGACACAGAGAACACUGGACAGAGAGAGCCAAGCCGAGUACAACAUCACUAUCACCGUCACCGACUUGGGGACACCCAGGCUGAAAACCGAGUACAACAUAACCGUGCUGGUUUCCGACGUCAAUGACAACGCCCCCGCCUUCACCCAAACCUCCUACACCCUCUUCGUCCGCGAGAACAACAGCCCCGCCCUGCACAUCGGCAGUGUCAGCGCCACAGACAGAGACUCAGGCACCAACGCCCUGGUCACCUACUCGCUACUGCCGCCCCAGGACCCUCACAUGCCCCUCGUCUCCCUGGUCUCCAUCAACGCAGACAACGGCCACCUGUUCGCCCUCCGGUCGCUGGACUACGAGGCCUUGCAGGAGUUCGAGUUCCGCGUGGGCGCCGCAGACCGCGGCUCCCCGGAGCUGAGCAGCGAGGCGCUAGUGCGCGUGCUGGUGUUGGACGCCAACGACAACUCGCCCUUCGUGCUGUACCCGCUGCAGAAUGGCUCCGCGCCCUGCACCGAGCUGGUGCCCCGGGCGGCCGAGCCGGGCUACCUGGUGACCAAGGUGGUGGCGGUGGACGGCGACUCGGGCCAGAACGCCUGGCUGUCCUACCAGCUGCUCAAGGCCACUGAGCCCGGGCUGUUCGGCGUGUGGGCACACAAUGGCGAGGUGCGCACCUCCAGGCUGCUGAGCGAGCGCGACGCGGCCAAGCACAGGCUGGUGGUGCUGGUCAAAGACAAUGGCGAGCCUCCGCGCUCUGCCACCGCCACGCUGCACGUGCUCCUGGUGGACGGCUUCUCCCAGCCCUACCUGCCGCUCCCGGAGGCGGCCCCGGCCAAGGCCGAGGCCGACUCGCUCACCGUCUACCUGGUGGUGGCAUUGGCCUCGGUGUCGUCGCUCUUCCUCUUGUCGGUGCUCCUGUUCGUGGCGGUGCGGCUGUGCAGGAGGAGCAGGGAGGCCUUAGUGGGUCGCUGCUCGGUGCCCGAGGGCCCCUUUCCAGGGCAUCUGGUGGACGUAAGCGGCACCGGGACCCUGUCCCAGAGCUACCAGUACGAGGUGUGUCUGACUGGAGACUCAGGGACCGGCGAGUUCAAAUUCCUGAAGCCUAUUAUUCCUAACCUUUUGCCCCAGAGCGCUGGUGAAGAAAUAGGGAAAACUGCCGCCUUCCGGAAUAACUUUGGAUUAAAUUAGAGAUCUCGUUAUAACACAUUGUUUUCUGCCAUUUAUCCCAAACUUUUUCAGAUCUAGAAUUCGAGAGUGUCAUGGACAAAAAUUUCACCUUGAGAUUUAGCUUUUAUUUCCCUUUUUAAUGGAUUUGUCUGCUGAACUUUAUUCUGUCCAAGUAUUGAAAACUCAAUUUUAUUUCAUUGCAUUUGUUUACAUAGGGUCAUUCCAAAUCCAUGCAUGUUGUUGAUUUUCCUGAGAUAUUUUUCUCUUCUUGUUGGUACUUGUUGUGAUAAACCAUCUUAAUAAAAUCAAAUAUUAAUUUUAUUUUCUAUAUAUUCUAUCCAUUCUAUUUCAUGACACUCUUAAGUAUUAUAUAUUUGAUGCUAAAAUGCAAAAAUUAAAAAUGUUUCAAAUCAUUUUAUUUUAAUUAUUUAAAACAAAGACAAAUACAUACAUAUGCUAACAAAUAUGUGAAAAAAUGUGUAAAAGGCAGCAAUCUUCUAUUUACUCUUUUUUGCAGCCCUGAUUCCUAUUAGCAAACUUUUUAAAAACAGUUUAGUUGAAUUAUUACUUACAUGAAGAAAAGUGAACAAAUCCUUUAUGUUCAACUCAAUAUAUAUUCACAAAGUAACAUAUUUAGUACCAGCAACUUGAAGAGAAAAUGAAACAUCACUGGCACCCCAGGUGCCACACAAAUUACUCCUUACAAUCACUGCUAGCCCAAGUAUGGCAAAUAUGCUGACUUCCUAUACUAUAAUUUACAUAAACAGAGUAAUAGAGUAUGAACUGCUUGUGUCUGGCUUUUUUCACUCAGCAUUAUGUUUAUGAAAUUUAUCCAUAAUACAGCUUUUAAGUUUAGUCCUUUCAUUCUCAUUGCUGUAUAAUAUUCCACUGUAUGAAUAUACUACAAUUUAUUUUCUAUCCUUAGAUCAGUAUUUGGGAUAGGGCAAAGUUUGGCUGUUACGAAUUAUACUGCUAUAACCAUUAUUUUAACAUGCCUUUUGGCAACCUGUAUACGCAGUUUUGUUGGGUAUAUGCCUAGAAGUGGAAUUGUUGCCCAUCUUGUAAGUACAUGUUUACUUUUAGUAGACAUUUCCCAAUAGUCUUCCAGUGGUUGCACUAAUUUACACUGCUAUCCCCAGUAUCUGGAUGUACAAAUUUUUCCACAUUUCUGCCAACAAACUAGUAUUGUCUAUUUUUUCAUUUUAUCCCAUUGGCAAGCACUUUAUACAUUUUUAAAAGCUCUUCUUAUAUUUACUUUCUUAUCACUAAGGAAUAUGUUUGUAACUGUUAUGAGCUGAACUGUGUUCCCAAAUCCCCCUCAAAUUCAUACGUUGAAACCCUAACUCCCACUACCUCAGAAUGUGACUAUAUUUAAAGAUAGGCCUUUAAAAAAAGAGGUAAUCACAUUAAAAUGGGUCAUCAGGGCAGAUCUUAAUCCGAUAUAACUGCUGUACUUAUAAGACGAGGAGAUUAGAACAUAAAGAGAUGCCAGACAUGUGAACACACAGAGGGAUGCUUAUGUGAAGACACUAGAAGAAGAUAGCCAUCUACAAGCCAAAGAGAGAGGCCUCCAAAUGAAACCAACCCUGCCAACACUUUGAUCUUGGACUUCUAGAUUCCAGAACUGUGAGGAAAGAAAUGUCUGUUGUUUAAGCCACCCAGUCUGUGGUAUUUGUUACAGCACCCCUCGCAAACUAAUGUAGUAACUUUCACAAACUUUAGACAAUUUCCUAUUAAGAUUGCUGAGUAACUAGCACACUUAAAACAACUUCAAUCUUUUGUUUUUCAGAUAAAGCUAUAUUACCAUUUUUGGGUACUUCUCUGGUCAAACUGAAACCUCUCUUUAUUGUUCCAGUAAUAACAGUUUCAUUAGAUU